Molecule: messenger RNA, 1178 nt
Organism: Hymenoscyphus albidus
Lineage: Eukaryota; Fungi; Ascomycota; Leotiomycetes; Helotiales; Helotiaceae
Source: the annotation of a GenBank genome assembly
AUGCCUGUAUUCACAGUUGAAGAACUCCAAGCUGCCGUUGAUAAUGGUACGCUUGGAACUUUCAUCACUGAUAACAACGACACCUUUCAGCAAGGCUUACGUGACCUGCUCUCGCUCUAUAAUCAAACCACCAUCGACAAGAACACUGCAGAACAAGCACAGCACAUCGCUGAGCAAGCUCAACAAGCCACUGAAGCAGAUGCUCUACAAGACGCCAACGAGUACAAUCGACAAGUCACUGAGUUCAACAACCGUAUUGCGACUCUCAACACUGAGAUCCAACGUCUUCAACACCUCCAAGCUACUCCUACUCCUACUAGUAACCCUCAAAUCAACGAGUUACGAAACCAAAUCGAACAACUUCGAAUUCACCAGAAUGCCCCUGCUCCACCUAUCCGAUCCGUCCCCCACGCAGACCCGGCCAAGUUUGGCGGCACCCGUAGAUCCGCUAUCGAGCUACGAUCAUAUAUUAUCGACCUCAAAGUCAAGCUUCGCACUAAUGCUGACUGGUUCCCAACUGAGCUAGAACAAAUGACUUAUGUCCUAUCAACCCUAGAGGGAGAGGCACGUAAGCACAUCGACCCUCACCUCAACGACGCCGGCGAGUUUACUACUUUGAACUCUGUAGAAAGUAUGCUAGACAUCCUCCGUAACACAUUUGGCAACAAGUUUAGUCGCGAGGAGGCUUUUGCCAAGCUCCAAAAGGAGAAGCAGGGCCACCGACCAGCUUCUGAAUUCCUAGCGUCCUACCUGUCACUAGCUACUACUGCUAACUCUACUGGAUUCGACUGUACCCAGAGACUCGUCCUUGCUAUCCACCCCUCUAUUCGGGACCGUAUCCUUUCAGACCCUCGCUACACCUCGGCCAUUGAACUUAACGCCUUAGCUGACCUGAUUCGAGAGAAAGACAAAAUCAACCGAGCUGUCCACGGCACUCAGUACUUUAAGAGUAACUCUGGCCUCUUCAAUGCUACUCCACACACUCUAGCGUCUACUUCCUCACCCUCUGACCCUGAUGUAAUGGACCUGGAUGCUAUAAAGGUUGGAGGAAAGUAUGUCUGGACUUGGAAGGAUGUUGAGGACAAGACCUGGGCCAAGACCCCUGAGUUGAAGGCCGCCCGCAAGAAAUUCCAAAUUGAGCACAAUCUCUGCCACUACUGUGAUGAAAAGACACAUAG